AAGUCUAUAAAUACACGCCCGGUUCCGAAUCGCCCUCCAUAAUUGACGUUUCUGUACAAUGGAUUCCCAAUCUCAAUCUCCCGCAGUUGAAACCCUAGAUCACAACUCAUCACAAAACCUAGCUUCCCAUGAUGCCCAGCUUCAGGCGUCUGAUAAUUCCUGUCCAAAUCAAGCAUCAGAGGAGCAAAAACUCGGUGAAGUCACUCUGAAGCGCGAGAUUCAGAGGCCGUUAUUGUCGGAAAACGGAUUGACAAACACUCACAGCGGCACCGACAGGGAUCAAUCAGGCGGUGAGGAAGAAACUAGCAGUAGAAGGAGACGGAGGAGCCGUUGGGAUCCACCUCCCACUGAAUUAACCAAUGAUGGGACCGGCGGCGGUGAUGGAAGUGGGACUGGAAGAAAGAGGAAGUCGAGGUGGGCUGACGAUGAGCCCAAACCCGUUAUUCAAUUGCCGGAUUUCAUGAAAGAUUUCACUGGAGGUAUUGAAUUUGAUCCUGAAAUUCAAGCUCUUAAUAGUAGAUUACUUGAAAUUAGUAGGAAAUUGCAAUCGGGUAUGCCCUUGGAUGAUAGACCUGAAGGUGCUAGGUCGCCUUCGCCUGAACCUAUAUAUGAUAAUAUGGGAAUUCGUAUAAACACCAGGGAGUUUCGCGCACGAGAAAAGUUGAAUAGGGAGAGACAAGAGAUUAUAUCACAAAUCAUUAAGAAGAACCCUGCUUUUAAACCUCCUGCUGAUUAUAGGCCUCCUAAGCUUCAAAAGAAGCUCUACAUUCCCAUGAAGGAGUUCCCUGGUUAUAAUUUUAUUGGGCUGAUUAUUGGUCCAAGAGGGAAUACUCAGAAGAGGAUGGAAAAGGAGACGGGAGCAAAGAUUGUAAUUCGAGGCAAAGGGUCUAUCAAGGAGGGUAGGUUCCAGCAAAAGGGGAAUUUGAAACCUGACCCUGCUGACAAUGAAGAUUUACAUGUGUUGGUGGAAGCUGAGAACCAGGAGUCCGUUGAAGCUGCUGCCGCUAUGGUGGAGAAGCUCUUGCAGCCUGUUGAUGAAGUGCUCAAUGAACAUAAGAGGCAACAACUUAAGGAACUUGCUGCUUUGAAUGGAACAAUUAGAGAUGAGGAGUUUUGUAGGCUAUGUGGUGAACCAGGGCAUAGGCAGUAUGCAUGUCCUUCUCGCACCACCACCUUUAAGAGUGAAGUUCUCUGUAAAAUAUGUGGUGAUGGGGGACAUCCUACUAUCGAUUGUCCAGUGAAAAAUACUACCGGCAAGAAAAUGGAUGAUGAGUACCAGAAUUUUCUGACAGAGUUGGGAGGUACUAUUCCUGAAUCAUUAACAAAGCAAAGCUCAGCAACGCUAGCUCUAGGCGCGGGAAACUCAGGAAGCAAUCCUCCUUGGGCAAGCAAUAACAGUGCUGGUGGUGCUGGUGCCAGUUCACAUCCUGGCUUAGGGUCAAGCAUACUAAAGCCAAAGGAGUUUGACGAGACAAACUUGUACAUAGGUUACUUGCCACCUACUCUUGAAGAUGACGGUUUGAUCAAUUUAUUCUCUUCAUUUGGUACCAUUGUGAUGGCUAAAGUUAUAAAGGAUCGUCUAAGUGGUCUGAGUAAAGGUUAUGGAUUCGUUAAGUUUGCGGAUGUUCAACAAGCUAAUAGUGCUAUAACUAGCAUGAAUGGCCACCGUCUUGAUGGAAGAACCAUUGCUGUGAGAGUUGCAGGUAAGCCGCCUCAGCCUGCUGUGCCUCCAGGACCUGUUCCGGCAAUGCCUUCAUACCCGGUUCCUAAUCAGAGCAUGGGGACAUAUCCGUCCCAGCAGUAUGCAGCUGGUGGUCCCAUUGGCAAUGAUCCUCCUGGUAGCUAUCCCCCACCUGGUGCUCCAGUUCCAUGGGGACCACCUGUGCCUCCGCCAUAUGCCCAGUACCCACCUCCUCCUCCUGGAGCAGCCAUGUAUCCUCCUGUCGCAGGUCAACCCAUCCCUCCAUAUGGAAUGCAGUAUCCUCCUUCAAUUCCAGCAGCAUCUUCUGGUGCCCCUGCUCAGACUGUUUCUUCUGGUGAAAACCAACAAACUUUCACAUCUCCUGGUGAGGCACAACAAAGCUAUCCUCCUGAAAUGCAAUCUCAGAAUGUGUAUGGUAACUCUGUCACAACAAUGCCACCUAAUGCUCAGCCUGCAUAUCCAACAUCAUCAUACAGCUAUCCAUCUUAUUAUGGUGUCGCACCACCACCCCCUCCUCCAUCUGCAUCCCACUCCAAUGGGAACCAUUCACAGGGUAUGAGUAAUGUUCCCUGGGCUCCAAAUCCACCAACUCAUGCACCUCCAUCAUCAGCGGAGAAGCAUGCCUAUGGUGCGGAUGCAGAAUAUGAAAAGUUCAUGUCAGAAAUGAAGUCAUGAUGCAAUUGAUGCAUCACCUGCACUAUUAGGCUGAUGUGUUGGAGCAUUUCACCUGAUUUCUUCCCUCUUGCCAUGACUUAGUUGUUGGAAGUUUCAAACUCACAUCUUUAACCUUGUUGUACUGUUAUGCAGAGAGAUGAGACAUUCAGUUCAUUCAGCUUGUGUUGGAACAUUAUAUCGGUGAAUUAUGGACAUUAAUUUUACUUUUUGUAGGAUUCGUUUCUGGGGUUUGCCUUGCAGUAUUGUUUUCCAAAUUUUAUUUUAAAUGAUUUGUUGGAUUUUCUUGAUGACUAAUCAUACACAGUUUGUGUGUUUCUCUCCGCUUUGGCUUCUUCACCACUAAUCCUCCUUUGAUUAUUUCUUUAACUUGGUAUCUCUUUUACUUUGUGCGGUCAUUUAACUAUUGAGAGUUCAGAAAGCAGCCUGAUGCUUGCCUCUGCUAUUCCUCCCAAAAGGUGAUGCAUCUUCAUAUUUUGAAGGUUCCCAAGGGUAUGUGAAUUUGAUACUGUGAUGACUGCAUUCACAUGUUUCAGAUUAAUUUUAUUACUCAUUCUGAUACAUUUUCCAGAUGUCUUGUGACAGGAAAAGAUGCUUGUAUUGGAAUGUGUUAUCCUGUGCUGGUCUGAUUUGUGUUUGAAAAUCACUUAUCUUGUUGGGAGUCCUAGUUAGAACUUUAUUUUAGAUUUUCUGUGAUGUUUAUCAAGAAAGUUUUCUUUGCAAAUGGGAAUUAGCUGAAGCCCAAUAGGGAGAAGUGAGAAUUAGUAGCAUUUAAAUCUGAUGGGCUAAACUAGGACAUUUCUAACCUGGCUAUGAACUUUUUAUUUGAAGGGGGUGGGGUGUGUGGGAAUCAAGUACAUGACUAUUUCAAUAGUCUUCCAAUGAAGAGCAGUGCUGUAGCAGGAAGCUAGCAGUCACUUUGAAUUCGACAUUGUUGUCUUAGAUUUUGAUUUGUGGCGCGGAAGUCUUAGAGAAAUGGAAAGCACUAGCAGGCAAAGUGGUUGAAUCACAUAGUAAAUAGGAGAUCUCGUGAGGAUUAAUAUAUUUGUAGAUCUCCUCUUUUAUUCUUGUGAAUACGUAGUUGAGACAUUUUAAGCUACAUCUCCCUCAGAAGUGUUUUUUAACUUUUUGCUCUUCAGGGCUUUACUCUCAUCCAAUCAUUUUCUUGAGAUGUAAUAUGUUUCUGUUAAUUUAUUGAAUUUUUUUGGGGAAAGAACAUGGGUGGGACGCUGUCCCCAGAUGUUCACAAAUUAACUGUGGGUAGUUUUGGUUGGAACUUGAGACAUGGCUUCUUGUGUGGGUUCUCAUGUAGUAACUACGCUCAUUAAUGCCUUAAUGUUUCUGAUCUCUUUACUGAUCCACCAAAUGUCUGGUAUUCUUGAGACAACUAGUACACCUAAAUAUCUUUGCUAAGAUUUUAGGACCAUUCAAGCUUCUGGUGUGGUCGAUCAUAUUUUUGUAUGGUGAGUUUGGAUAAUGUGUGGAAGCUUAGUAUUUCUGUUUAGCGUUGGUUUUGGCAUCUGGUACAUUUGGAUAUAGGUUCACUAUUGCUGUAUUAUUUUGUUUCUUUUUCGUUUUUAGACCUUCUGUUUUAGACUAACUCCUUUUAGUUGGUUGUUAGUAGCGUGUACUGAUAACAGGAAUGGCUCCCCAUUUCAGAAGAUCUCUUGAUUCAUUCAUCCUUUCACUGGUGGACAAGUUAAUAUUAGGCGUACAGGAAGAACUCAUCUAGGCACUUGUUAGUUCUAAAGUAUCAGUUGCAUUCUUUAGGUUGAAUUUGAACCUAUAUUUCUUUUGGGGUGGGGUGGGGGUCUAUUUUUACUUGUUAUAGCAUUAUUAUGCAUGAUUUUUCUUUCUUUGUCCUUCCCAUGAAAUCAGGAUCUACUCAAAAUUGGUUUGUGAGUGAAGAUGGUUGUCCCUAUUUUGUUUUGGUGGUCACAUCCUGGGCGUGAAAAUCAUUUGAGUGAAGGUGGAUGCCUAAAUUAUUAUUUUUUUGGGUAGUUGACAAAAUGUUUUUGUUUUACUUAAUUGCUAACCAUCUCCUCUUUGUCCAUUUUUUCGUCUAGAAUUAGUUUUGGAGCUUGUCAAAUAGCUGGUAACACUGGACCGUGUUGAUUUGGCUAUUCGAUUUGUUUUCUCUCAGUUUGUUCUGUGCAUGAUUUUCACAAUGUUUAGUGGUUGAUGGAAGUCUCUAAAAGCAGGUUUUUGUUUUUCUCAAUUACUGCGUUCUUCUUUUUCUACUCUGUUAUUGUUUAUUUUGAGGGGCGCCUAAUGGCAAAUGAGCAAGGACUACUGGAUUCGAAAAAAUGGAGUUUGUUUUCUACCUUGAGUUAUCUCCAGUGGUUACGUAAGUUAGCCGCUGUGCUGCUGUGAUGUAGGUGUCGGAUGAUAAGAGUUCUUUUCUCUUCAUGCCUGGAAAGUCUAAUGCAGACCAAGUCUCUGAUAGAACGCAGCUGAAUCUUCUAAAGACGAUUUAAGGAUCUUGUUGUACUGUUGGAGUACAUGAUACCGCCAUUUCCCCUCUUAAGUUAAAACUUAAAACUCAGUUUGAACAGAAGAGAGGAUGACUUAAAGUCAGUUUGAACUGAAAAAGUUCUUCUAAAGAUGAUUUAAGGAUCUUGUCGUACUGUUGGAAUGCAUGAUAGUGCUAUUUCCCCUCUAAAUUAAAACUUAAACUCAGUUUGAACUAAAGAGAGGAAACUCAGUUUGAACUUAAAAAGUGUAUUCUAAUAUUGUUGGUGCAAUAUACACAAAAGAAGGGAACACAACUAAAUGUAAAUACUGAGAAAUUCCGAUUGAAAUUUCUGAAAAUUUAGACGAAAA
This is a messenger RNA of Solanum pennellii, 5197 nucleotides long. RefSeq names its product splicing factor-like protein 1. The record is from RefSeq and is a predicted model, not a curated record. The transcript is spliced from 2 exons. NCBI's taxonomy places the organism in Eukaryota, Viridiplantae, Streptophyta, Magnoliopsida, Solanales, Solanaceae. Gene Ontology annotation, cellular component: nucleus. The coding region runs from base 59 to 2377 and encodes 772 amino acids. Gene Ontology annotation, molecular function: zinc ion binding; mRNA binding. Gene Ontology annotation, biological process: regulation of mRNA splicing, via spliceosome.